Messenger RNA from Bipolaris maydis ATCC 48331, 827 nucleotides. RefSeq lists its product as uncharacterized. The record is from RefSeq and is a predicted model, not a curated record. Lineage: Eukaryota; Fungi; Ascomycota; Dothideomycetes; Pleosporales; Pleosporaceae.
AGACUGGUUUUCUCUCUUCCUCUUUUUUUUUGAUCUCCUCCUUCCCUCUCACGUCGUUUAUCACAACCGCGUCGCAUUGCAAAGCGCCGUCGUCUCGGCAAAGGAAAAGCGUUGCGACGCUGGAGGCAAAAAGCUGGACUUGAGAACUCAACAAACACACUUCCAUUUUGACAAUGGCAUCAUCAUCCAGCGAGCAGAGCCAAAUGAGGUUCCUAGCCAUCGUCCUUCCCGUGCUCACCUUUUGCGCACAUGGCCUCCUCGCCAUGUCCUUUGCGCUGCCCGGCUCGGACCUCGACAGCGCAUACUUUCCCAUCACCUACAACCUGCUUGCUUGCGGUGCAAGCAUUCUCGGCUUGGUUGGCGCACUACGGGCAUCGCCAAGUCUGGUGUCAGCUUACACCCUGCUGCACACAAUGACUCUGUCAUUUCUAACAAUCGCAAUCGUCAACCUGGUUCUGCCAUGGGACUUCCGAACAUUAAAUCCGGUAACUCCGAGCUACACGGUCGACGUACUAGCCAUAUGCCGCGACAUUGAUGCUGGCUUUGGGUGGGACACCGAGUGGCUGGAACAGUGCACUAGGGGUCUUAGCACCGUCAAGUUUUGGUGUGCAGGCUUUAGUAUGGUCUUGAUUUUUGUGCAGUGGUGGGCUCUGAUGAGUGUACGGACGUGGGGGCAAGAGCAGCGGGCCCGGUCGCAGAGUACUCGAGGCGAUGUGGAAAAGGCCGGCCUUGGAGCCGACGAGAAGACGACAACUUAUGACCAAAAGAGUGGAUUGUAAAAUGACAUUAAAAUGAAUUAAAGAGUACAAGCGCAGAAAGCGUGACAU